AUGUCUCGCAAGGCAGCACCGAUAGGCUCGCGGCCCGCGGCGGCGGGCGCCACGGCGGUGCCCACGCUGGGCGGCUCCGACAUGGACGUCUGCCCCGUGUGCAAGACGAUGCGCUACCUCAACAAGGACAUGGUCUUCCUCAUCAGCCCGGCCUGCUACCACCCCAUGUGCUCCAACUGCGUGAACCGGCUGUUCGCGGCGCCGAACCAGUGCCCCUACGCCGGCUGCGGGCGCACGCUGCGCCGCAAGGAGUUCCGCGAGGCCUUCUUCGGCGAUCUGCAGGUCGAGCGCGAGGUCGACGUGCGCAAGCGCGUCGCGCGCGUCUUCAACCGCGUCGAGGACGACUUUGAGAGCCUCGACGCCUACAACGAGUACCUCGAGCGCGUCGAGCAGCUGACCAUGGACCUCGUCUGCCGCGGCGACGAGCCGCGCCGCGCCGCCGCCGAGGCCGAGCUCAAGCAGUGGGAGGCCACGCACCGCGCCGAGAUCGAGCGCAACCGCCGCAAGGGCGAGCGCGCCGACGAGGUCACGCGCAGCCGCCUGGCCGCCGAGAAGGAGGCCGCCCGCCAGCGCCGGCUCGAGGCCGCCCGCCAGGACGAGGAGGACCGGCUGGCGAGGGAGCGUGAGCGCGAGGAGGACCUGGACACGCUGGCCGCGGCGCCCGAGGGCACCGCCGGCCGCAUCAUGCUCAAGAAGCGCGGCCAGCACCGCCGCGAGAGCCUCGUGGCCGCCGAGGAGGCGGCCCUCCGGCGCGCCGCGGCCGGCGGCGGCCUGUCGAUCCGCGGCCUCAAGGAGAACCGCAGGAAGGGCGGCGCCGGCGCCGGGGGCGGUGCCGACGGGCCGUACGACCCCUUUGGCGGCACGGACCUGGCGCCCACGCGCUACGUGCUGCAGGACGGGUACAAGAACCCCUUCCUCGACCGGGCGCGCGACCACUACAGCCACACGUCGGGCGGGUACAGCGUCAAGGAGUACUACGCGCGGGCCAUGUUCGACGCCUUUGCCGGCCUCGGCGUCUUCAUCGAGGACGACAAGGAGACGGGCCAAGGGACGACGGCGGCCUCAGUGGCCACGCUGGGGGCUUCGAUGGCCGCAGGCAGCGAAAGCCGGCCGAUCAACAUGGAGGUUGACGAUGUCUUUGGUUAA
Messenger RNA from Thyridium curvatum, 1146 nucleotides. RefSeq lists its product as uncharacterized. The record is from RefSeq and is a predicted model, not a curated record. Gene Ontology annotation, biological process: regulation of transcription by RNA polymerase II; positive regulation of cyclin-dependent protein serine/threonine kinase activity; nucleotide-excision repair. Bases 1 to 1146 code for a protein of 381 amino acids. NCBI's taxonomy places the organism in Eukaryota, Fungi, Ascomycota, Sordariomycetes, Thyridiales, Thyridiaceae. Gene Ontology annotation, molecular function: cyclin-dependent protein serine/threonine kinase activator activity. Gene Ontology annotation, cellular component: transcription factor TFIIH holo complex. The transcript has a single exon.